CGGGCGGAGGAUGGGGCCGUGCCCGGGCUCCCGCUGCAGCCGCCCGGGGACACGCCGUGCACCCUCCGGCUCGGGGCUCUCGCGGCGGUGGCGGCGGCAGUGUUAGCGGCGGCGGCGAGAGCGGCGUUCCCGGCGCUUCCUGGCCGCGCUUCUCCCUCGGGCUAGGCGAAGAGAAGAGGCAGCGGCGGCGGCACACCGGUGUCUCUCCCGCUGGAGAUUUCUUUCUGCUUUCCUUGUCGACUGACUCACCCCCUCCCUUUUUUGAGGAACGGUGACCUCUUCCCUGGGACUGGAAAAAAUAUUUUUUUGAGGAGGGGGGUGGGUGGCAGCGUCAGGAUCUGCUUCUUCUCUUCUUUCAUCUCCCUCUCCUCCCCCCUCGAAGACCGAAAAGCAUACCCCACAACUGCUCCAGCAUCCUCCUUCCCUUCCUCCACCUCCCUUCUCUUCCACCUCUUCCAGUUUCGUCCGCUCUCCUUCUCGUUAUUUCAUUAUUAUGUUUCCCUCCCUGGGGGGUCUCGUCCCUCUCAGGUUGCUCAGAAGCCGUGGCCUCCCCUGGAUGCAUUUCUUAAAAAUUUUGGAGCCUGGGAGUGAGUUUUCUCUGAGGCGUGUUUGAGAGGCGGCGGGGGUGUUUUCCUGCGCUAGGGGCGGGUGAAGUUCAUUGCCCCCACUUUCCCGCGACCUUUUCGGACCCGAUUUUGCAUCGGGGGGGCCGGCGUUUUCGGGGGGCGGGGGGCGCGGCGGAGAAUGGCCGCGGGGAGGGCUCCCAGGAGCCUCCCAGUCUCUUGAUCAAAGCAUUCCGCUAUUCUGAUUUAUUGCCUGCUUGGUGAGUUAUUUUUUUUCCUCUAAAGGAGACCUGUGUGUUCAGCCAUUACUUUGCUCGGCGCCGCUCACAGGAAUCUCCGACCCUCGGUGCUGUGGGUAGCCCCGCACUUGGGCUCCUCGCCUCUCGCCCUCGCUCCCGUCCCUCCUCCCUCUCUCCGCCCCUUCCCCCUUUUCUUUCUCCUCUCUUUCUUCCCCUCUCUCCCUUCUUUCGGCCGCCGUCUCCCCCGCGCCCUCCUCGGGGCGGAGGGAAGCCGAGAAGGGGGAGGGAGGGGUUGGUGUCAAUUUUUUUGUGUGGCCGCGGCCGGAGCCUGUGGCGGGCAGGCGGCGAGCGGGGAGACCCCGGCGCGGCAGAGCCAUGGAUGGCCCGACGCGGGGCCAUGGACUCCGGAAAAAGCGGCGGUCGCGGUCGCAGCGAGACCGGGAGAGGCGCUCCCGGGGCGGGCUGGGGGCCGGCGCGGCCGGCGGCGGCGGGGCUGGCCGGACCCGGGCGCCCUCGCUUGCCUCGUCGUCGGGCUCCGACAAGGAAGACAAUGGGAAGCCCCCGUCCUCCGCCCCGUCCCGGCCCAGACCCCCGCGAAGGAAGCGGAGAGAGUCCACCUCGGCCGAAGAGGACAUCAUUGAUGGAUUUGCCAUGACCAGCUUUGUCACUUUUGAAGCGCUGGAGAAAGAUGUAGCACUUAAGCCUCAGGAACGUGUGGAGAAACACCAGACCCCUCUGACCAAGAAGAAACGAGAAGCACUUACCAACGGUUUGUCCUUUCACUCCAAGAAGAGCAGACUCAGCCACCCGCACCACUACAGUUCAGACCGGGAAAAUGACCGCAACCUCUGCCAGCACCUUGGGAAGAGGAAGAAGAUGCCGAAGGGUCUCCGACAGCUCAAGCCAGGGCAGAACAGCUGCAGGGACAGUGACAGUGAAAGCGCCAGUGGAGAAUCCAAGGGCUUCCACAGGAGCAGCUCUCGGGAAAGGCUCAGCGAUAGUUCAGCUCCUUCCAGCUUGGGAACAGGCUACUUCUGUGACAGCGACAGUGACCAGGAAGAGAAGGCGUCAGAUGCCAGCUCUGAAAAACUCUUCAAUACUGUUGUUGUAAACAAAGAUCCGGAGUUAGGUGUUGGCACGCUACCUGAACAUGACAGCCAGGAUACAGGGCCGAUUGUCCCUAAGAUAUCGGGUCUAGAGAGAAGCCAGGAGAAGAGCCAGGACUGUUGCAAAGAACCAAUCUUUGAGCCCGUGGUGCUUAAAGACCCCUGCUCUCAGGUCCCACAGCCACUUUCCCAGCCCCAAGUGGAGCCCCAGCCCCGAGCUCCUUCUCCAGACCCUGACUUGGUGCAGCGCACAGAGGCCCCGCCUCAGCCUCCACGUCCAAGCACACGGCCAUCACAGGCGCCCCCAGAGGCCCAACUUCAGCCUGCCCCGCAGCCUCAGGUGCAGAGGCAGCCCAGGCCACAGUCCCCUACCCAACUGCUCCAUCAGAAUCUCCCACCUGUGCAGGCCCACCCCUCGUCUCAGAGCCUCUCCCAGCCAUUGUCAGCCUACAACAGCAGUAGCUUAAGCCUCAACAGUUUAAGCAGUAGCAGAAGCAGCACUCCAGCGAAGACUCAACCCGCCCCUCCUCACAUCUCCCACCACCCCUCAGCCUCCCCAUUCCCCCUCUCACUGCCCAACCACAGCCCCCUGCACAGCUUCACGCCCACCCUCCAGCCCCCCGCACACUCACAUCACCCCAAUAUGUUUGCCCCUCCCACUGCUUUGCCUCCUCCACCACCUCUGACAUCAGGGAGUCUGCAGGUCCCCGGACACCCGGCCGGGAGCACUUACUCAGAGCAAGACAUCCUGCGACAGGAACUGAAUACACGUUUUUUGGCCUCUCAGAGUGCUGACCGUGGGGCUUCCCUGGGCCCUCCGCCCUACCUACGGACCGAGUUCCACCAGCACCAGCACCAGCACCAGCACACACACCAGCACACACACCAGCACACCUUCACACCGUUCCCCCACGCCAUCCCACCCACCGCCAUCAUGCCGACGCCAGCACCUCCCAUGGUGCGUACCCCAGGCAGAAAUUUUGACAAAUACCCUACAAAAGUUGACCCAUUCUACCGGCACAGUCUCUUCCAUUCCUACCCUCCUGCAGUAUCGGGCAUCCCCCCUAUGAUUCCGCCCACUGGCCCUUUUGGUUCACUACAAGGAGCAUUUCAACCGAAGACAUCCAACCCUAUCGAUGUUGCUGCUCGACCUGGGACAGUCCCACACACUCUACUCCAAAAGGACCCGAGGUUGACAGAUCCUUUCAGACCUAUGUUAAGGAAACCAGGGAAGUGGUGUGCUAUGCAUGUUCACAUUGCCUGGCAAAUCUACCACCACCAACAGAAAGUCAAGAAACAGAUGCAGUCAGACCCACAUAAGCUGGACUUUGGACUGAAACCUGAGUUCCUGAGCCGUCCUCCAGGCCCCAGUCUCUUUGGAGCCAUCCACCACCCCCAUGACCUGGCACGGCCUUCGACUUUGUUCUCUGCCACUGGUGCUGCACACCCAACUGGGACUCCUUUUGGGCCACCUCCUCAUCACAGCAACUUCCUUAACCCUGCUGCCCACCUUGAGCCUUUUAAUCGGCCGUCUACAUUCACUGGCCUAGCAGCAGUUGGUGGCAAUGCCUUCGGGGGACUUGGAAAUCCUUCAGUUACACCCAACUCAAUGUUCGGCCACAAGGAUGGCCCCAGUGUGCAGAACUUUAGCAACCCUCACGAACCCUGGAACCGGCUGCACCGAACGCCUCCGUCGUUCCCGACCCCUCCGCCCUGGCUGAAGCCAGGGGAGCUGGAGCGUAGCGCGUCCGCUGCAGCUCAUGACAGAGAUAGAGAUGUAGAUAAACGAGACUCAUCUGUUAGUAAAGAUGACAAAGAAAGGGAAAGUGUUGAGAAGAGACACUCCAGCCACCCUUCACCAGCACCUAUCCUCCCGGUGAGCACCCUGGGACAUAACCGCAGCUCCACUGAACAGAUCAGGGGUCAUUUGAACACUGAGGCUCGAGAGAAAGAAAAAUCCAAAGAGAGGGAGAGAGACCACUCGGAAUCCCGUAAGGACCUGACUGCCGAUGAGCACAAGGCAAAGGAGGGCCACCUACCUGAGAAGGAUGGCCAUGGCCACGAGGGGCGAGCCGUGGGCGAAGAGGCCAAGCAGCUGGCCCGGGUGCCAUCACCCUACGUGCGGACCCCCGUAGUGGAGAGUGCCAGGCCCAACAGCACCUCGAGCCGCGAGGCUGAGCAGCGCAAGAGCGAGCCAGCCUACGAGAACCCCAAGAAGGGCUCAGAGGUCAAGGUGAAGGAGGAGCGCAAGGAAGACCAUGACCUGCCUCCGGAGGCCCCACAGACCCACCGGUCUUCAGAGCCACCUCCUCCAAACUCCUCGUCCAGUGUGCACCCGGGGCCCUUGGCUUCGAUGCCCAUGACGGUGGGGGUGACAGGAAUUCACCCCAUGAACAGCAUCAGCAGCCUGGACAGGACUCGCAUGAUGACUCCUUUCAUGGGCAUCAGUCCCAUCCCUGGGGGAGAGCGGUUCCCGUAUCCUUCUUUCCACUGGGACCCCAUACGGGACCCUUUGAGGGAUCCCUACCGAGAACUUGACAUCCAUCGGAGAGACCCGCUGGGCAGGGACUUUCUGCUGAGGAACGACCCUCUCCACCGUCUCUCGACUCCCCGGCUCUACGAAGCUGAUCGCUCCUUUAGGGACAGGGAGCCUCAUGACUAUAACCACCACCACCACCACCACCACCACCCUCUGUCUGUGGACCCUCGGCGGGAACAUGAGCGAGGGAGUCACCUGGAUGAGCGGGAGCGCUUGCAUAUGCUCAGAGAGGACUAUGAGCACACGCGGCUCCAUUCUGUCCACCCUGCCUCCCUCGAUGGACACCUCCCCCACCCCAGCCUCAUCACCCCCGGACUCCCUAGCAUGCACUACCCCAGAAUCAGCCCCACCACGGGGCACCAGAACGGACUCCUCAACAAGACCCCGCCCACGGCAGCGCUGAGUGCGCCUCCCCCGCUCAUUUCCACGCUGGGGGGCCGCCCAGUCUCUCCCAGAAGGACUACUCCUCUGUCGGCGGAGAUCAGGGAGAGGCCCCCUUCCCACACUCUGAAGGAUAUUGAAGCUCGAUAAGGAGAGCGUAGGACACGGAGAGGAAGAAGAACCUACACCCACACAGCACCAGACUUUAACCAGAGGGCCCGAGCGAGCGAGCGAGCAGACUCCGGCUUCCUUAUUAAGACAGACUGCGGGGCUCUCUGAGAGGUCCCCAACUCUUCCCUUGUAAAAAAUGUAUAGACUCAGUGCAGAUUUUGAAAUGUUUUUGUAUAUUAUACGUUGAAAUUUUUCAGAUCUUUUAGCCAAGUCAUAUGUUCUCAUGUCUCCUCCUCUUUUGGGUUGUCUUAUAAGACUUUUUGAUUUGAACCAAAACAGUGAAGAUGACAACACACACCAAUUUGGUAAUAAUUGGGGGGAAAAGAAACAGUCCACACAAUCCAUCAGGCAAAGCUCUUUCAGAUGAGAAGGGAAGGCCGUGUACAUAGUUAUGUAAAAAAAGAUUGCUUCAUGAGCUAAUGGUUCAUAUAUGCAAAAGGGUAAGAUGAAAGCUUUACUUUGUACAAAUGUAAAUAGAUAAAGAUUAAGUAACAUAAUACAUUAAUACUUCUUAAAAUGUGCUAUUUGCAAACUUAAUUAUCAGUGAACACAGUUGGCUAUGGCUGUGUUCCCAUAUAUCGUUAUAGACAGCUAAACCCUUCAACUAUGCAAUGAAUGUUAGGGCUUUUCACAAAAGCCUGCCUAACUCAAAGGAGCCUUUUCAAAUCCAUUUACAACAUACUUAAGGUCAUAUUUUCCCUGAACAAGCGCUUACGUGAUAUGACUCUGUUUUCCUUGCUUGUUUUUUCAAAUGGAGAAACAUCCUAUUUUGCAAAUUGGACCCCAGGCUGAAACUUUGGAUCUGAAGUUGCUGCUUGUGGGCUCUGGGGGUAGAGUACAGCCCCGGAAAGGUAACUGAGGACAUGAGCAACCAGUGCCAGGGAGGAUGGGAGUUGUCAGAUGCCAGAAUCAGGGGACACAGACAGGUCGCCAGCAUCUCGUCACCAUCAGUCACGUGAUUUCACACACACCUCAUGUGGGAACCAUCCGUUUUUUAGUGUGUCCUCUUUCAUAUCUGUACACACCUCCUCGUUUUGUAAUGAGAUUUAAUUACACCCAAACAGAUCCUGAAAGAAAGCUUCAAGUUUUCUCAGAUGAUGGAUAUGUUUUCACUGUGUGCGGUAACUGAUGGAUUUAAGGUGCACAUUUCCUAAUGUGGCUUGUAUUCCAGGUGGUGAGAAAGUCUGGGAAUAGCCGUGACAGUCAGCCACAUGGAGCCGUGGAGAGUGACAGAGGGUGAGAGGUGGCAGAGACAAAGUCUUGCGUGUGCGUGUGUUUUUAAGUUUGCAUCAAUCUUAAUGUCUCUUCAUAAUACUUUUAUAAUACAUUAAGCCUCUUGUCUACAUAUUUGGAGAGAAUAUGACUUUACUAGCAGAGAAAUACAAUAUAUCUUGUCUACUGGACUGUAAAAUAUAUGUAUGAAAUAAAAUUAGUUCCAUUUGGUCUUCUAGUAUAUUAAAGUGCUAUCUGACGUUGUUAUCCUGUUUUUGCAAAAAAAAAAAAAGUUAACUACAGACCAUUGUUUCUAAUAAGCAGAGAGAUCUAUUUUAGUAGUAAACUGAAGGUUUAGUUGUGAGCUUCAGAUUUUGUGAACUCCAGAUGUUGUGCAGUGUUUUGUUUUUUUUUUAAGACAACAACUAAAAAGAAAAAAAAUCCAAGGAAUAUGUACACUGGAACUGUAGUGGUAGCUUUCAGUAUUGUAAAGAGAUUGUUCUAUCCAGACCUUUUUGCUGUUUAUCCUGUAUGUAAUAAAGUCCUUUCUAGAUCCUCUGUGGAAAGAAAAGUGAAGCGACUGGAUCUUCAGCAUGUUCUCAUCGGCGGAGCCUCUUGUGUAAUGUAAACUGUGCCAUGUUAUUAAAAAAUGUGAACUAAGCUUCCA
This is a messenger RNA of Equus quagga, 6878 nucleotides long. RefSeq names its product activator of transcription and developmental regulator AUTS2 (gene AUTS2). The transcript has 19 exons. The record is from RefSeq and is a predicted model, not a curated record. Bases 1178 to 4978 code for a protein of 1266 amino acids. NCBI's taxonomy places the organism in Eukaryota, Metazoa, Chordata, Mammalia, Perissodactyla, Equidae.